This is a messenger RNA of Emiliania huxleyi CCMP1516, 457 nucleotides long. RefSeq lists its product as hypothetical. The record is from RefSeq and is a predicted model, not a curated record. NCBI's taxonomy places the organism in Eukaryota, Haptophyta, Isochrysidales, Noelaerhabdaceae. The annotation marks the transcript as partial. The transcript has 3 exons.
AUGAUCGCGCCCGCCAAGACCACCGCCGAGAAUGCGGCGCCUCUCUUCUCGGACGACUACGUGCUCGACUUUACGCCGCCGCCCGGCUCGGCGCCGCCCAAGUCCAAGUUUUACGGAAAGGAUCGCCGGUCUCCUCGAGUGGCAGACAGCGGCAAGACGACCGGCAAGCGCGUGAGCGACGUCCAAAAGUGGACGGUGGUGGGCGGCAAGGCCACCGCGUUCAAGGUGUGGCCGGGCGACUACGCCGCAGCGAACGACCUCUUCUGAGCCACCAGUACCGCCGCGGGAGGGAGGGCGGCAUCAGGGCCAUCCCAUCGCCUAAGGCUUCCUUCUCCUGCCCUUCUCGUUGGCCCGUCGGGACUGUCGACAAGCUCAGACACGCCACCCCACUCCCCACCCACGUCCACCCAAAAUGCAAUAAAUGGGCUUGAACGUUUCUUUGUCAACGCAUCUAUAC